Molecule: messenger RNA, 2076 nt
Organism: Pseudoliparis swirei
Lineage: Eukaryota; Metazoa; Chordata; Actinopteri; Perciformes; Liparidae
Gene: clu
Product: clusterin
Exons: 10
Coding region: 129-1475 (448 amino acids)
Source: RefSeq, a predicted model, not a curated record
CCAUUUUCCGCUGGUAUAAAAACGAGCAGCAGAGAGACUGGGUCAGCUCCACACGGUUUCGAGUCGCAGGAAACCAACAGAGGUCACUUUCUCAUCAUUGCCUGCUGGCCCCGUGAGAGUCAGAGAGGAUGUUAAUGAUGAUGAUGAUGAUGAAGAAGAAGGGGUCCAAGUCUGUGGCCGUGGUGGCUCUUCUUCUGGCCUCAGUUAACUGCCUCCUUCCUCCAUCCAAAGAAGAUCUGAACCAGAUCUCACUCCAGGGAGAAAAGUAUCUGGAUAAACAGAUUGAAACCGCUGUUAACGGAGUGAAGGAGAUGAAGAGCGUGAUGCAGACAUCUUCGGAGGACCACCAGAGGGUUUUGGAUGUUCUGGAGAAAACCAAGGAGCAGAAAGAGGAAGCCGUGCUCAUGGCUCAAGAGAUGGAGGCCAAACUGGAGCAGGAGCAGGAGGUCUGCAACGAGACCACCAGGGCUCUGUGGGAGCAGUGCAAGCCCUGUCUGAAGAACACCUGCGUGAAGUACUACUCCCGGACAUGCAGCAGUGGAUCUGGACUGGUGGGCCGCCAGCUGGAGGAGUUGCUGAACAGAACGUCUCCCUUCUCCAUCUGGAUCAACGGGGAGAACACAGGCGUCCUGGAGCAGGAGGGGCAGCGUCAGCGCAAAGUGUUCAACAGCCUGCAGGAACAAUUCACAGAGAUGACCGAUGUUGUGGACAACCUGUUUUCAGAGAGUUUGAAGGUGGCCAAUCACGUGCACUUCAGCACCCCAGUGUUCUUUUUUCCCAAUUUCCUGGGACCGAGCCGAAGCAUUCGCUCUCUUUUCAACGAUCCGCUGCACGGCUUCCAGGACAUGUUCUCCCCCAUGAUGGACAUGGGCAGGAACCUCUUCAGCUCCAUGGGCUCCAUGGCCGACGUCCACUCGGACACGGCUCCUAGCGAAGACGGCAGCGUGAACGAGGACGUGGUCAUCACCAAACCUUUUGGCAGCGGCAGGAUGACCUGCAGAGAGAUCCGCCGCAACUCAGCCGGCUGCCUCAAGUUCCGCGAAGAGUGUCAGAAAUGCAAAGAGAUCCAGCAUAUCGACUGCGCCGGGGUGAGGCCUCUGGAGGGCCCUCUGAAGGAGGAGCUGGAGGAGGCGUUGGCCUCGGCCGAGCGCUUCACGCAGCAGUACAGCCGCCUCCUGAAGACCUUCAAGGAGCAGAUGUUCAACACCUCCUCCACCCUGGAUCAGCUCAACAGGGAGUUCGGCUGGGUGUCGUCUCUGGCCAACAGCACCGGCACCAAGGACCACGUCUUCCGGGUCCACGAGGUUAACAUCACAAACACCGAGGGGACAAACGUGUCCGUGCAGCUCUUCGACUUUCCGCCCAUGAGCUUCAGCGUGGACAGCGACAUCCUCUGGACCGACCCCAAGUUCUCCGAGGUGGUGGCCCAGGAGGCGCUGGACCGCUACAAGGAAGCCAGCAUUGUGGUCAAAUAACGUCAUGAACAUACCAGAGAAGAAGAAGAAAUAAAACCCGGUUCUGUUGUCGAUCCUCUUGGAGUCCUGCUUUGGCAAACAACUGAAAAUGUAUAUCGUCACAUUAUAGCUCUUUGUCCCUCUGGAAGAGGAGACAUUCCAUAGAUGUAGAUACAGGCCUGCUUAUGUCUAAACUGCAUCAUAAAGGCCUUCAUACAUGUGAGCUGGCUUUGCAACAAGGGCUCAUAGUAUUCAAUAAAUUCUGCUUGCAUUUCUGUUCAAAUUUCAAAUGUGUGUCAUCAAGUCUGAAAGACUUUUUUCCUUUGCAUUCAGCCUCUCUAUCGCAUGAAGAAUAUACAGAUAUGUCUUUUGCCACAUUAGAACAAACAUUUGGUUUGUUGCAAAGAUUUGUAGAAAACUAAAGUUUAGAGCAAGUGAAUUUAAGCUGUUUAUAAGUCGAUGUCGCUGUGACCUGAGUUGGUUGGUUAUCUGGCGUUAAACUCACGAAGUGGAGAGAUCUAAGUCGGGGAACAGGAGGUGAUGAUGCUCUGGAUCGCUUUGAGCCCCUCUGUACAAGAGUCUAUCAUGAAAGAAUAGACAUUAAUAAAACCUGCUCAACCUA